AUGGGGUCGGCUUGCUCCUGGCCCUCACAGCGGGAAGGAGAGGCCCGUGUUGAAGGUCAGAGACGUCGGAAAAACCUGUGCUGGAAUUUCGAGUUUGUUUCUUUUUUCGUUUGUUUCUUUCUUUUUCUUUCUUCCUUUCUUUCUUUUCUAAAUUUUGUCUCUUUCUUUCUUUCUUUCUUUUCUAAAUUUUGCCUCUUUCUUUCUUUCUUUCUUUCUUUCUGUUUUUUCCAGAUUUUGUUUCUUUCCUUCUUUCUUUCUUUAUUUUCCCGAAUUUGCUUUUCUUUUCCAGAUAUUGCUUCUUUCUUUCUUUUUUCUUUCUUUCUUUCUUUCUUUCUUUCUUUCUUUCUUUCUUUCUUUCUUUCUUUUCGAGAUUGUUCUUCUUUCUUUAUUUUUUCUUUCUUUCUUCAUUUCUUUCUUUCUUUUCUAAAUUUUGCUUCCUUCUUUCUUUCUUUCUUUCUUUCUGCCUUAUAUUGGCUCACUCUGUUACUAUUAUUAUUAUUAUUAUUAUUAUUAUUAUUUUCUUCUUCUUCUUCUUCUUCUUCUUCUUCUUCUUUUUCUUCUUUUUCUUCUUCUUCUUUUCUUCUUCUUCUUCUUCUUUUUCUUCUUCUUCUUUUCUUCUUCUUCUUCUUCUUCUUCUUCUCUUUCACAAUUUUACUGAUAUCUAUAAAUCUAUUAUUUACAUCUUGCGAUUACGGACAUUCGGAGCAAGCAAAGAGACUACUUUUUGCAAAGAAAUGCCGGUACUUAUGUCCAGAAUAUAUGCGGAUAUUGUUAGCCUGUGUCUAUCAAUUAUUAUUUAUAGUCCUUUUGUCCUCCCAUAACUCAGACGUCGACCAUUUUCCUCACCUUCUCCGCCUUUUUUUUUCUUCAACCCGCCAUUAUUCCCCUUGUGUGUGCGUAUUUUUUCUUUCCUUAUCAUUCCCCCCCCUCUCCCCAUAUAGCUUAAUCUUUCUUUUCUUCCUUUUUGUCUAUUUUUCUAUCCUUCGGACGCAUUGUACAUUGUCUGACAUCUUUGUUUGUUAUCUUUUGAUAUAUUACAAUCAAAUCAUUCUUUCUUUCUCACUCUCUUUCUCUCUCUCUCUCUCUCUCUUUGUUUCUUUUUCUUUCUUUCACCCUCUCGCUUUCUUGCUUUCUUUCUGUCACCACAUAUCUUUUCUUUCUUUUUCUCUUUAUUUCUUUGUUAUUUCUCUUUCUCAACUCUUUGUUUCUUUCUUUCUUUUUCUUUUUUCUUUUCCUUUCUUUCUUUUUUCUUUCUUUUUCUUUCUUUCUUUCUUAAAUUCUAUUCCUUCUUGCUUUCUCCCUUUUCAAGAUAAUUUCUUUCUUUCUUUCUUUCUUUCUUUCUUUCUUUCUUUCUUUCUUUCUAAUAUACUCACUUUCAUUAUUUUUUCUUUUCUUUCUCCUCCCCAUUUAUUCUUUCUUUCUUUCUUUCUUUUUUUCUUUCUAUUUUGUCUCUCAUUUUCUUUUUUACUUAGAUAUUUUCUUGCUUUCUUUCUUUUCAAGAUUCUUUCUUUCUUUCUUUCUUUUUUUCUUUCUUUCUUUCUUUCUUUCUUAUAUACUCCCUUUCAUUAUUUUUUAUUUUCUUUCUCCUCCCCAUUCAUUCUUUCGUUCUUUCUUUCUUUCUUUCUUUCCUUCUUUCUUUCUUUUUUUCUUUCUUUCUUUCUUUCUUUCUUUCUUUCUUUCUUUCUAUUUCGUUUCUCACUUUCUUUUUUACUUAGAUAUUUUCUUGCUUUCUUUCUUUUCAAGAUUCUUUCUUUCUUUCUUUCUUUCUUUCUUUCUUCCUUUCUUUUUUUCUUUCUUAUAUACUCCUUUUCAUUAUUUUUCUUUUCUUUCUCCUCCCCAUUCAUUCAAUUCUUUCUUUCUUUCUUUCUUUCUAUCUUUCUUUCUUUCUAUUUCGUCUCUCAUUUUCUUUUUUUACUUAGAUAUUUUCUUGCUUUCUCCCUUUUCAAGAUAAUUUCUUUCUUUCUUUCUUUCUUUCUUUCUUUCUUUCUUUCUUUCUUUCUUUCUUUCUUUCUUUCUUAUAUACUCCCUUUCAUUAUUUUUUCUUUUUUUUCUCCUCCCCAUUUAUUCUUUAUUUCUUUCUUUCUUUCUUUCCUUCUUUCUUUCUUUCUAUUUUAUUCUUUCUUUCUUUCUUUCUUUCUUUCUUUCUCUCUUUCUUUCUUUCUUUCUUAUAUACUCCCUUUCAUUAUUUUUUAUUUUCUUUCUCCUCCCCAUUCAUUCUUUCGUUCUUUCUUUCUUUCUUUCCUUCUUUCUUUCUUUUUUUCUUUCUUUCUUUUUUUCUUUCUAUUUCAUUCUUUCUUUCUUUCUUUCUUUCUUUCUUUCUUUCUUUCUUUCUUUCUUUCUUAUAUACUCCUUUUCAUUAUUUUUCUUUUCUUUCUCCUCCCCAUUCAUUCAAUUCUUUCUUUCUUUCUUUCUUUCUUUCUUUCUUUCUAUUUCGUCUCUCAUUUUCUUUUUUUACUUAGAUAUUUUCUUUCUUUCUUUCUUUUCAAAAUUCUUUCUUUUUUCUUUCUUUCUUUCUUUCUUUCUUUCUUUCUUAAAAUCUGUCUUUUUUCCUUCUUAUCUUCCUACCUUGAAUUCUCUUUUUAUACUUUUUUCUUCACAUCCAUUCUUUCUUUUUCCUUUUCUUUUAUUUUUAUUUUCACAACCUUUUCUUUAUUUCAUUCUUUCAUUACUCCAUUUUGUCUUCCUCUUCCAUAUCCCACUUAUUCUUUUCUUUCCUUAAAUUAUUUCUUUCUUUCUAUUUCUCCACUCAUUCUCUUCUUUCUUUCUUUCUUUCUUUCUUUCUUUCUUUCCAAGAUUAUUUCUUUCUUUCUACCUUGUACAGCAAAUGACUAA
This is a messenger RNA of Acanthosepion pharaonis, 2832 nucleotides long. The record is from the annotation of a GenBank genome assembly. Lineage: Eukaryota; Metazoa; Mollusca; Cephalopoda; Sepiida; Sepiidae.